CCCUGCAGUUCUUUGAAUGGCUGCCUGAGGCUGGCUGUUUGAGUGACAGGUGGGGGGGGCGUAUGCUUGCCACAAACCAAAGUGUCGGCUCCACGUGCGCCCCCUCGUCUUUGCCCAUUUUUUGAUUAGCCGGGAGUUCGGCAGAGUUAGGCACAAGGUGGCAACAGCAGAGCAGCUCGAGCUUCAAAACUGCUCUUCAAAAACCUGUGGGUGAUGCCACGGAGGCUACGUCCAUCUUUAUUUAGAGUCUAAGGUCCUGACGGCUGCUUUUAGGGCUGUCUCUGAAUACAGACUGUGUGCCUUUCGCUGCAAUACUUUCACAGUAUAAAUAUAGAACCUAGACCAAGAACACAUCUACCUUUACAGUAUAUGGGACCUUUAAUGGUCUGUGAUCCAGUGAUGCUAAGCUCAAGGAAAGUUUCCACAAGGGGACAAAGUAUGUUCUAUCUAGAGGCAUCAAAUGGCAUCAAAAUAGUUCACCCUAUUCCAUGCCCUGAGAUAGUGAUCAUCAGCACAAUGAUUUCUUAUAUGUUUACAGGUUUAUAAAAGUACUGCACUGAAGUCAGUGAGAGUGGAUAACCUAAUUGUAUCUACUGACUGAUGUUAGCUAUAUCCGUAAUGAUAGAUGUGACUUUUAUUUCCAUGAUGUUCCCACACAUGCAACCUGCAGUGGUGCAGCCAGUUGACAACAGGGACUUUAAGCAGUGACGGUUAAAGUACGGCGCCCAUAUACAUUCCAAUGAGUUCUCGUUGUGAUGGAAAUCAAAGAUCACUAAGUGAUUAACUCUAACAAUGGCUGCUUUACUACUUCAGGAAAGCGAGGGAGUUCUGAACAUUGCUACAAUAUGCCUCUUAAAAUGACCUGAGAGAGUUUGUCUAAAUCCAUCUGUUCCUUCAGCACCACGGACAUGGUUUCAUCAAUACACAGACAAUGGCAGGUUAACAACAGUUUGUGCUGACAUGUCUAUGAAUAAACUGGAAAAAUCUGUCAAAUUAUCUUAAACAAAUACACUCACAAUCCUCUACUGACGGUAUAAUUGAAAAUAAACAACAUGACUGUGUCAAAUAUGACAACAACGUAUAAUUACCCACUAACUCUUUUAUGUGUCACAGGGUACAAACUAGUCUUGCUCCUGUCAGCUGGUAUCGUUGGAAGUUUCGACAUAGAAUCUACAUCAUUGCAUCAUCAUUCAACUGUCGCUGCUUAAAGUCCUUAUUCUGCAGUACACGUCAUCAAAUCAUCAUCACUCAUAUCUCGUCAUCAAAACACAAAACACAAACAACAGCUAACUCUGCGAGGUGUUGAAAAUGCAUGGUUAUUUGAGAUUGUUAAUAUUGGUUUGUUGAUCCACAUCUCGAAAGCGUUGGGACAUAUGUCCCCACCAUGUAUACAAAUCUACACAUAUGGCACUUUGUACCCCAGCAGUAGUAAUAGUAGUAAUAGUAGUCCCUUUAAUAAAUACACAGAGAGUGUCUGAAAAAAACCCAUCCCUGUUGGAGCAAGCAGGAUGACAGAGUUGUAGCUUGCUCUCUGCUGUUACAAUCACAAGCUUUUAGUGCAGAUGCUAGUUUUAGUGCCAAGAUAAAUAAUUUACUUGUGAGAUUAUUUUCUGUCCUCUGCAGUGCAGACAGGGUUGCUCAUAGGGCUCUUUGUGUGCCGUGUGACCGAGUAGGAGGGAGAGGAAAGCCAUAUUAACUCCUUCACCAACUACUUUUAAAGCAAUCCAGAGCCAGCUCUGUUUGGCAUUAGACUGAGUAAAAGACACACUGCUUCAUCCAGCCAUCACCGAGCUCUACCAUGAGCAGUGUAGUCCAGAACCCCUACAUCGGCCGAACGCCAACCAGUCGGCAAACAGUGGUGUGUCUCCCCACAGUGAAUUAUCCUCAUGCAUGUCACAAUACCAUAGAUGUCUACCCAGGCACCUAGUAUAUUCCCAAGCCUGGGGGCAGUGGAGGGGCGCAACCUGGAAGUCGAGACAGCGGUGGGAUUUGUCGAAGCAGUAGCAUCAGCAGUGGAAGCGGCGGGCCUGGAGGCAAGAUAAUGUCUCUGUCGUCCAUGAGUGACAGUAUGCACAGUGGCCUGAGCUGUUUCCUGUCAGAGCAAGCGCUGGAGCAGGAAGAAAAGCAGCAGCGCAGUCGCCAGUUAGCAGAGUUUCAACGCCUGAAAGAGGUUCGUGCAGCUGCUCAGCUCAAAAACCUGGAGGAUUUCCUCAGGAUGAACCAUGUGUCACUCAGGGAAAGCAUGUCUUAUUCCACUGGUAUGAUUUACAGAAACCUGGGGAAAUCAGGGCUGAGGGUGUCCUGUCUAGGAUUAGGCACGUGGGUUACCUUUGGAGGACAGAUAACGAAUGAGGUGGCAGAGGAGCUGAUGAGCGUGGCGUAUGAAAAUGGAAUCAAUCUUUUUGACACGGCUGAAGUGUAUAAUGCUGGAAAGGCUGAAAUCGUCUUGGGAAGUAUCAUAAAGAAGAAAGGAUGGAGGCGUUCCAGUUUAGUCAUCACCACCAAAAUCUUCUGGGGUGGAAAAGCAGAGAUGGAAAGAGGACUGUCCAGAAAACAUAUCAUUGAGGGUCUAAGAGCGUCACUAGAGAGACUUCAGCUCGAAUAUAUAGAUGUGAUUUUUGCAAAUCGACCGGAUCCUAACACACCUAUAGAAGAGACGGUGAGGGCGAUGACCCAUGUGAUCAACCACGGGAUGGCCAUGUACUGGGGUACAUCACGAUGGACCUCCAUGGAGAUCAUGGAGGCCUACUCUGUGGCACGACAGUUCAACCAGAUUCCACCCAUCUGCGAACAGGCAGAGUACCACAUGUUCCAGAGGGACAAGGUUGAGGUGCUGCUCCCUGACCUCUUCCACAAGAUCGGUAUUGGAGCUAUGACCUGGUCUCCACUGGCCUGUGGGAUUAUCUCAGGGAAGUAUAACAGUGGGAUCCCCCCUCAUUCACGUGCCUCGCUGAAGGGUUAUCAGUGGAUGAAGGACAAGAUCCUGAGUGAGGAGGGACACCGUCAGCAGGAAAAACUGAAGGAGUUGCAGGCGGUUGCCGAGCGACUGGGCUGCACUCUGUCCCAACUAGCUAUUGCCUGGUGUUUGAGGAACGAAGGGGUGAAUUCUGUGCUGCUGGGAGCUUCCAGGACCGACCAGCUGCUGGAGAAUAUCAGAGCAAUACAGGUUCUUCCAAAGUUAUCGCUGUCUGUUGUAUCGGAGAUGGAUGGCAUCUUGGGAAACAAGCCCUAUAAUAAAAAGGACUUCAGAUCCUAGAAGCAGCGGUGAUGAACUGUCACACUGUCCUCUGCUUCUGAACAAGCAGCGACACACAGCAGCAACCAUGAAUGAUCUGGAAUCUGUUUCCAGUACAACAGACACAACGAACAAAAACUGUGCCAUCAUUCAUUUCACCAAGUCACUGUACCGUCACUCCACCUUCUUCGUCACGUUUGCACUUAUCGCCACCUAAUAUUAUCAGUUUCUACAAUUUGUAAAACGAAUCAACUGAACAAGUGAAUCAUGGGAGUUCGAUCCGGCUUGGUGGACACAAACACUUCUACACAGUCUUGUUGCCUUAGCAUGUUGCAGAGUCUGUAACUUCUGUGCAAUGAAGCCGACUGACCACAAAACCUAAUAGUGUGAUAUAAUAACAUUUUCACUGCAGUAACAACAAGCAUGUUAAACGGUGUUCAUUUUGGUAUUUGGAUUUAUUUUCUGGGAUGUUGUUGUUACGAGGAUGACAGAGGUCUGUCGCGCUUCUGAGGGUCGGAUCUGAAGGUAGGUCGUGAAUUGGAGGACUUGUUGGAUUGUAUGUCAAAUCUUAAAGUGAAUGGUGCUGUUUAAUACAUUUAAUGCAGUCGGUCCGGUCGUAAAGUUGUCAAUAAAGCUGAAAUAGACAGAGCAGUGACUUAUUAAAUAACGCAUUUGGAAAAGGCGCACUUUUUACACAGGAUGCCACACAGUGGGUUUUACACCUGAACAUUAUGUUGAAUGUUAAAUGUUGUUGAUUUCACUGACUGGUGACUGUCAAAGCAUCCAGUGUCCUUCACCUGUUAACGCUCAGAUAGCUGCAACAUAUCCCCAAGUGACCCUCUGUAAGAAUAAAGUAAUACAUUUAAACAAAAAGCUGCAGCAAUAUUUUGUGUCAGAGAGAGGGAGAGAGAAGGGAACAUGACUUGACUGUUCAGACAAUAUUGAAAUAAAUGAGGCAAAUGAGUCAGAAGUUUACAUACACUACAAACUCUGCCUCUUUGACGGGAAAAUCUGAAGAAAUCAGUCAAUAUGUCAGAAAAAUAAUGUGGAACUUCACAAGUGUGUGUUGGGGGGGGGGUUAAAACUUGGUCGCAAAUUCAUGUGGCUUAAUAUUUCAUCAGUGUAUGAGGUCAAAUUCUGGAAACAUGUCUUUGCUGAAGGGGGUCAACAAUAACAAACGCUCGAAACUGGAAUAACAUGAAUGUCUGUAGAAUGACAUCUUCCACAAAUAUGGAGAGCUGCAACUAAAAGUUCUCACACACACACACACACACACACACACACACACACACACACACCACACUGUUGCACUGGGUUUAGAUUCCACUUAGCCAAAAUGUUCACAGUUGAGUUAAAAUUUAGAUUUUUUUUAAAAAACUGUUUUGCUAUUAGUCCAUUUCCACCAGAGGAACUUAUCGACCUGUAUCCUGGAGAUUCCAAUAACCUGAACCAAGACCCGUAUGGCUUCUGGAUGUGGGUGAUGUCAUAAAUUCAUGAGGUUAGUAUAAAGAUCAGCUAAUCUAGUAUACUGGCAAUAUAUAUUUCUAUGUGUAGGAGCAUGUAAUGGACAAAGUAGUAUAGUUAAUGUUAGUGAGGCUAAAUAUGAGUAGGAUGGUGGUGGUACUGGUUUCCAGGGAAUGCAAACACUGUGUGUGUGUGGUCAGGCACAAUGAGACACCGGGAGAAGCAGCAGUUCAAUUCCAGUCUUUAGCUUAAGCUUAUUUAUCACAGGAAGGUGGCUGACAACUGUGGCUCGUUUUUAUCUAUUAAACAGAAAAUGUAUUGAUUGUAUGUAUUAAUUCCAUUAGAAACAUAUAAAUUGUCAUAAGCAACUACUAACAUAACUUGUGUCACACGGUGAGGUCAAGUUUGGGUUUGUCCUGUCUCCAUGUCUUGUCAUUUCCUGUUUUAUUUUGAAAGGUUAACUCUCCUCUCGUUUCAGGUCACUUGCCCUUCCUCAUGUGUCACCUGUCUGAGUGUCUUCCCUGAUUCCUGAUUGUGUCCACCUGUUCCCCAUUUGCCCUAAUGUGUGUUAUAGUCUGCGUCUCCCUUUGUCUUGUGCCAGAGUGUCUCGUUCCAGUCGUGCACCCCAGCUUCCUAUCACGGUCCAUGCCUUGCCUUGUCUUUGCCUUAUACUUCGUCUUUACUUCCUUGUGAGUGAUUUUUUGUUUGUAAUUUCAUAGAAUAGAGUUUUUUGUUUGUCAAGUUUAGAGUGGUUUUAGUAACCUCCAUGUGAGUGAUUUUUUGUUUGUAUUCUCAUAGUGAAGAGUUUUGUUUGUCAAGUUCAUAGCAGUUUUUGUAGCCUCCUUGUGGAGUGAUUUUCUGUUGGUUUAUUCCUUUUUUGUUUCAGCAGUUUUGUCCCUCCAGUUGGAAUGGUUUUUGUUUAUUAGAUUCUUCCUGAAUAGCAUAAUUUUUCAUAGUUGGUUUUAUUUGUCACUCCCUCUCGAGGUAGGAGUAUUUAAAUAAAGACUGCCUUAUUGACACUCUG
This is a messenger RNA of Seriola aureovittata, 5723 nucleotides long. Its product is annotated as voltage-gated potassium channel subunit beta-2-like. The transcript is spliced from 16 exons. The record is from RefSeq and is a predicted model, not a curated record. The coding region runs from base 2042 to 3256 and encodes 404 amino acids. Gene Ontology annotation, biological process: regulation of potassium ion transmembrane transport; potassium ion transport; transmembrane transport. Gene Ontology annotation, cellular component: voltage-gated potassium channel complex; juxtaparanode region of axon; extrinsic component of cytoplasmic side of plasma membrane. NCBI's taxonomy places the organism in Eukaryota, Metazoa, Chordata, Actinopteri, Carangiformes, Carangidae. Gene Ontology annotation, molecular function: transmembrane transporter binding; voltage-gated potassium channel activity; potassium channel regulator activity.